UCGGCUACGCGGCAGGCACGGGCCGGGGGUCUCCGACCGUCGCCCCCUCCUCGCGAGAGGAAUAGAGCCCUGUCUGCCCGGCCCUGGCUAACCCUGUCCUUUUGCCUCUCGUUGCAGUGGAAGAGUAGGUGGCUGGUGCUGCGCAAGCCCUCCCCGGUGGCAGACUGUUUGCUCAUGCUGGUGUACAAGGAUAAAUCUGAACGAGCGAAAGGGCACAAGGAGAGAAGCAGCGUGACCUUAGAAGACAUCUGUGGCUUGGAUCCUGGGCUGUCCUAUGAGGGCUUGAAUCACACUCUUGCAAUCAUCUGUCUUUCUCAAGUUGUGAUGCUAGGAUUUGAGAACAAGGAAACAAUGUAUGCGUGGGAUGUACGAAUCCGCUACAGUUUGGGGGAAGUUCAUAGAUUUCAAGUUUUUGUAGCACCUGGCACUAAACUAGAGAGCGGGCCUGCUACGCUGCAUUUCUGCAAUGACAUUCUCGUCCUUGCAAAAGACCUUCCCCCUAGUGUUAUGGGGCAAUGGAAACUCUCAGAUCUGCGUCGAUAUGGAGCUGUCCCAAACGGAUUCAUCUUUGAAGGGGGUACAAGGUGUGGCUUCUGGGCUGGUGUUUUCUUCCUCUCUUGUGCUGAAGGAGAGCAGAUCAGCUUUCUGUUUGACUGCAUCGUCCGCGGCAUCUCCCCGACGAAAGGCCCUUUUGGUUUGCGUCCAGUGCUACCAGCUUGAUACACCUUCGACCACUGCAAGACAGCUCUGUGGCUGCCUUCAGCAGUAUCUGUACCAACUGGAUCCUCCUCAAACUUUGAGGACACCUUUGCAUUCCUCCAGACAUCUUACAAGGUGUGGAGAUGUUAGCAUAAAGGUGAGGGUCCAGGCCUGAUUUGCAAAUUUGACUACAGUUACAAAGGAAGAAAGGACAGGCGUUGAGCAUACCUUAUCUAACUUUGU
Molecule: messenger RNA, 942 nt
Organism: Meleagris gallopavo (turkey)
Lineage: Eukaryota; Metazoa; Chordata; Aves; Galliformes; Phasianidae
Source: RefSeq, a predicted model, not a curated record